Lindgomyces ingoldianus is the source of this 1308-nucleotide messenger RNA. RefSeq lists its product as uncharacterized. The transcript is spliced from 7 exons. Lineage: Eukaryota; Fungi; Ascomycota; Dothideomycetes; Pleosporales; Lindgomycetaceae. The record is from RefSeq and is a predicted model, not a curated record. The annotation marks the transcript as partial.
GUGAAAUUUGAUAUCAUUAUACCUGUAUACGUAAACCAAUGCCCGUAUUAUACGUUUACGUCACAUGGUGUACAUAUGCACCCCCCUCCUCCACCUACAAGGACUCCUGAGGCUCUCACACAGGAGAUUAUAUCCUUAGUACGCCGGGUAAACGACCCAAGCAUGACUGUUGAAUCCUUUCUGAAGUCGCCGUUCCUGGAAGGGUUCUGCCAGAACUACAAUAAACCUUCAUUUGCACAAGUACACGAGUUACUGGUAAACAUGGAUCGCCUUGCACAGGUUAUAUACCGCGAGAAGCUUAUUAUGUUUCCCUCUGGCCAGGACUUAGCUGGUGUUGAGUUUGAGAUGAAGAUGAGGCACCAGGACCCUGAAGAGGCAUAUAUUAGAGAAAUCUUCACGAACAAUAUUGGCUCCAUUGUAUUGACUAUGCGGAAGGACCAGGCUGCUGUCUUUGCAAGCCUAGAGACGUUCCAGCUAGACCUCUCCUUUAAGCGUGUAUCACAUGGCUUUCAUGAGCUUAUCUUUGCCUUCUACCAUGAGCGGCACGGAAAACUUUUUACUCUUGCCCGUAUGUAUAUCAAUUGUGAGAAGAAACGCAUCUAUCAGAAAUGCUUUGAGAUACUGUUCAAGCACCUAUCUCAAUGCGUUCAGAGAGAGAUAAGAUGGAAGCAUUUGCACCGCAAUGGAUUUAUUGGUGUUACAGUUGACAUGGAUGGGAAGCAGAUAAGUGGUUUCGGGCGAUAUCUCCAGUCUAUUGACCCCGCUGACAAUCCCUGGCAAUGGCAACUUCAGAAAACGGUUAAGUUUUGUGAGGCGCACUUUAUGCGGAGUAUCAAAACUGCAACAGGUGGUCUAGAUCCAGCCUUUGCUUCUGUACGUCAACGGAUGCGAGCACUCCUUACCUGCCAAAGCUGGGAAGAGUACGAAACUCUGUGCGUUCAAUUAAUGGAGCGGGAGAGUCCGACUGUCAGUCGCUGGGCAAAGCACAAACGCAACAGAGUGAUUGCAGCAGGGCUUAACAAAAAUAUCACAUUAAUGACUCAACGUGAUUGGAACGUCUUAGAGGAGACUUCUAAAAAUGUUAAUCAGGCUGCUAAGAAGUCAUAUUCAUUUAGAAAGGCCUUACACCUCUUGCCAGCAAUCCUAGCGGCCCAGAAGCUUGACCAGCAGGAUAUUGAUCAGUGGAACACGCGAGUGGAAAGAGAUAUACGUCAUAGCCACCGUUCUACAAGCCUUAUUUCUCAGUAUAGCACACACAUGGCUCGAGGAAGUAUGUGCACUAUCAACAUGUUCUGGAGGUGUUACUAA